This is a messenger RNA of Oldenlandia corymbosa var. corymbosa, 387 nucleotides long. Lineage: Eukaryota; Viridiplantae; Streptophyta; Magnoliopsida; Gentianales; Rubiaceae. The record is from the annotation of a GenBank genome assembly.
AUGAGGUUCGUCCCAACGAUUUGUAUACUGCUUCUGGCGAUAUCGGUUGUUUCCGGCGGCCCGAACACCGGAAUUACUUUGCAACAAUGCAGUCCGAACACGUACCCUGACGGCGACCCUUAUGGAAUCGCCGUACAUCAAGCGCUUUAUUAUGUAGUCAAGCUCACACCCAACACUUCUCAUUACUUUCACAGUGACACCGAAAGAAGUACCAGCGGCAUCAUCGCUUUCGCUUUAGGGACUUGUGUGUUGUAUCUGUCGGCAUUUGACUGCGGGGCUUGCCUGGAAGCUGCUGCUGAAGACUGUGUUUCUCAGUGCAAUGGUCAUAUGUUCGGUACAAUUAACUUGGUCGACUGUUCCAUUCGUUAUGCACCUUUAGUAAAUUAG